Molecule: messenger RNA, 6928 nt
Organism: Oncorhynchus gorbuscha (pink salmon)
Lineage: Eukaryota; Metazoa; Chordata; Actinopteri; Salmoniformes; Salmonidae
Product: IQ motif and SEC7 domain-containing protein 1-like
Exons: 16
Coding region: 721-4461 (1246 amino acids)
Biological process (GO): regulation of ARF protein signal transduction; actin cytoskeleton organization
Molecular function (GO): protein binding; guanyl-nucleotide exchange factor activity
Source: RefSeq, a predicted model, not a curated record
CUGCUAUUGCCCGGACUUGUUGAAAUAUUUUCACGCUAAGAAAAAAAAAAUCCAAGCUUCCGUUAUAACUGUCAAUUUAUAAAACACAUUUUUUUUAACGCAAGAAAUACAGGGGGCAGUUUGGAAAAACCGAAUCCCGUCCGAAUCGUCCCCUGGGAUAACUGACAUUUUGGGGUCAUACCUACAUAACCAACGUUCUCUAGUGAUAUUAGUACCGUGCGAAUAGGGCUUUAUUGAACCGCAAUUUUGCACCAAACAGAUUCUUAAAACUUGAAAUCCCCGCCUACUUGACAACCACCAUCUGUUUACGAAAAGUCACGGGUACAACGUGGACUGGAGGAUGAUAAGGAGACAUUUUACGGGGGUUUGGAAUGGUAGCCUACAAGGGAUUAAUUUCAAAUAGUAUCGUAUAUGUUUCGGAUAAAUUGGCAAACUAAAGGGAUAUGAAUGAUAUGAGACAAUUGGUUCGACGUCCUUUUAAGGGUUAAAUGUGUUUUCUUUCCCUAACUGAAGUGGUUUUCGGAGAUUAGUUGUUGCCGUUGGAACGCGCUUUGCACUGGGCACAUUUCAUUCUCGCUCUUUCAAACAGUACAUGGAAACAAUGGCGAGGCGCAAAAAGGCACAUCGGGUUGGAAUUUAACUGCGCGUAGCCAUAACGCAGGUUGAAAACGGGCUUCGAUUAAACAGAGUUCUGGGGGGGGCAACCAGAGUCGGAGCGAGAUGGAAAGCCCGACCGAGAACCCAACCAGGGCUGCGGAGUAUCUGAAGGAGCUUAAUAACAUUAUCGAGACCCAACAGGAGUUACUGGAGAUGCACAAGACUAGGAUAGAGGAGCUGGAGCUGCAAGUGUCCGAAUUGUGUUCGGAAAACGCCUGCUUGAAAGACCAGUACCAGCGGCACCUGGCUACAUGUAGGCUGGUGCAACAGGGCAACAGCCACGCAACGUUAGGUGCUAUAGAGGAAAACAUCACCCAAGACAAAUCUGAAUGUGACAGUUCCAGAAUGGUCAGGAGACAUGCCUCUCUGCCCAUCGACGUCACAGAGAACCCUGCCAGUCUGGUGUCAGCCGGCUGUAUGAGAGGUUUCCCCUGCCGCAAGUGGAAGUCUGCCUCUUUUGGUGUGGAGGGGGAUGCGCGGCCCAGUGAGAGUGACGGUGGAGCAAGCUACAGGGGCCCAGUGAUAAGCCCAGACCGCUUCGAGGGCCCCCUCUACGGCCACGGGGUGCAGCCGGGCCCCCAGCGCCCACCCCGCAGGCCCAAGCUCCAGCACUCGCAGUCCAUCCUUCGCAAGCAGGCCGAGGAGGAGGCCAUCAAGCGCUCCCGCUCGCUCUCCGAGGGCUAUGAGCUCUCCGCUGACCUCCAGGACAAACAGGUGGAGAUGCUGGAGCGUAAAUAUGGAGGACGCUUCAUAACCCGGCAUGCGGCCCGCACCAUCCAGACAGCCUUCCGCCAGUACCAGAUGAACAAAAACUUUGAGCGUCUCAGGAGUUCUAUGUCUGAGAACCGCAUGUCCCGACGCAUCGUUCUGUCCAACAUGAGGAUGCAGUUCUCCUUCGAGGGCCCUGAGAAAGUCCACAGCUCCUACUUUGAGGGCAAACAGGUGUCCCUGACAGACGACGGCACCCCCCUGGCCAUGGUACAGUCCGAGUGCGGGGACAUGGAGGUCCACCACCAGGCCAACAUGGCGUCUCACCCUGCUUCCCAGAACGACCUGACGGACGCCAUCACGGAGUUGGAGGACGCCUUCUCCAGGCAGGUGAAGUCUCUGGCCGAGUCCAUUGAUGACGCCUUGAACUGCCGCAGCCUGCAGGGCGACGAGGGUCUUGACCCUGAGGCCAUGGGCUGCCCCGAGGUAGAGAGGGAGGUGGCCUAUCAGGUGAAGCCUCACCGCGGGGUGGUGGGGCGCAUGCGAGAGGACAUGAUGGCGUCCUACAGCGAUGUGACUCUGUUUAUCGACGAGGAGGAGCUGUCUCCCUCUAUGGGUCUAUCGCGGGGGUCAGGUGACCAGCCCUCCAGCAUUGAGUCAGACCUACGCCUGCGCUCAGUCAACUCCUCCCAGGAGUACUGGCCCCUGGACACCAAAGAUGAGGGGCGUGACACAGACACCAGCUGCCGCAGCACCCCUUCCCUGGAGUGCCAGGAGCAGCGGCUCAGGGUGGACCACCUCCCCCUGCUGACCAUCGAGCCGCCCAGCGACAGCUCCGCCGAACACAGUGACCGCUCUGACCGCAGCUCCGUCAAACGGCCGCCCGUCUACGAGUCUCACGGGGGCAGCCACAUCGUGGCGUCCUCCAAGGCUAGCCCCAAACACAUCUCUCAUGGCCCACCCCCGCGGGCGCCCUCCAGGGACGACGAGGCGCCCCUCCGCCACCGCCACCGGGCGCUGGAAAGCCACCUGGCCAUCAACGGCUCUGCCAAUCGGCAGAGCAAGUCUGAGUCUGACUUUUCGGACGGGGAUAACGACAGCAUCAACAGCACAUCGAACUCCAACGACACCAUCAAUUGCAGCUCUGAGUCGUCCAGGGACAGCCUGAGGGAGCAGACACUCUGCAAGCAGACAUACCACAAAGAGACACGUAACAGCUGGGACUCUCCAGUCUUCAGCAACGAUGUGAUCCGCAAGAGGCACUACCGCAUCGGCCUGAACCUCUUCAACAAGAAGCCAGAGAAAGGCGUCCAGUACUUGACUGAGAGAGGGUUCGUCCCGGACACACCUGUGGGUGUGGCUCACUUCCUGCUUCAGAGGAAGGGCCUGAGCAGGCAGAUGAUUGGAGAGUUCCUGGGCAACCGUCAGAAACAGUUCAACAGAGACGUCCUGGACUGUGUGGUGGAUGAGAUGGAUUUCUCGUCAAUGGAGCUGGACGAGGCACUGAGAAAGUUCCAGAACCACAUUCGGGUCCAGGGAGAGGCCCAGAAGGUGGAGCGCCUCAUCGAAGCCUACAGCCAACGCUACUGCAUCUGUAACCCCACGGUAGUGCGACAGUUCCGGAACCCUGACACCAUCUUCAUCCUGGCCUUCGCCAUCAUCCUCCUCAACACAGACAUGUACAGCCCCAACGUCAAGCCGGAGAGGAAGAUGAAGCUGGAGGACUUCGUCAAGAACCUCCGAGGGGUGGAUGAUGGGGAGGACAUCCCCAGGGAGACUCUGGUUGGAAUUUAUGAAAGGAUCAGGAAGAGGGAGCUGAAGACAAACGAGGACCACGUGUCUCAGGUUCAGAAGGUGGAGAAACUCAUCGUGGGGAAGAAACCGAUUGGAUCUCUCCACCAUGGAAUAGGAUGUGUGCUGUCCCUGCCCCAUCGCAGGCUAGUGUGCUACUGUCGGCUGUUUGAAGUGCCAGACCCCAACAAGCUCCAGAAGUUAGGCCUGCACCAGCGGGAGAUCUUCCUGUUUAAUGACCUUCUGGUGGUGACAAAGAUUUUCCAGAAGAAGAAGAACUCUGUGACAUACAGCUUCCGGCAGUCUUUCUCUCUGUAUGGGAUGCAGGUUCUGAUGUUUGAGAACCAGUAUUACGGGAAUGGAAUCAGGCUUACAUCAGCCAUACCAGGUGCCGACAUCAAGGUCCUCAUCAACUUUAAUGCGCCCAACCCCCAGGACCGCAAGAAGUUCACUGACGACCUGCGAGAGUCUAUCGCCGAGGUCCAGGAAAUGGAGAAAUACAGGAUAGAGUCUGAGCUUGAGAAGCAGAAAGGGGUGGUGAGGCCCAGUAUGUCCCAGAGCUCUGGGCUGAAGAAGGAGGCUGGCAAUGGCAACAUGAACCGUGCCAGUCUGGACGACACCUACACCAUGGGCGAGGGCCUGAAGAGGAGCGCCCUCAGCAGCUCCCUCCGCGACCUCUCCGAAGCAGGCAAGCGUGGGCGUCGCAGCAGUGCAGGAUCACUAGACAGCAAUAUGGAAGGGUCCAUCAUUAACAGUCCUCACAUACGCCGGAGAGCCACAACCCCACGCAGCGAGGGCCCGCCCCCGGGGUCACCCUACCAUCCCCAACUCCUCCUCCCUCCUCGGGUCGCUCUUUGGCAGCAAACGGGGGAAGCCUUCAUCCCAGAGCCAUCCUCCUCUUCCUCUGCCUGGUCACCCCACCCUCAUCUCCCACACACCCCAUCCAUCCAACCUCCACCACACAGCCCAGCAGGUAGCCCAGGCCCAGCUCCACCACUCCCAGUACUGCCACGUCCAACAGAACCCCCCUCCCUACCACCACCACCACCAUUACCACCCCCCCUCCCCAUACACAGUACCACCAGCACCCGGCAGCAUAUGCAUCCUCCUCCCACACACACCAACACACCCACCCCCACCCGCAUGUACCACAGCACAGCCACGGCACCCAUAGCCAGCAUUCCCAUCACGCCUCACACUCCCAGCAUGCCCCUCACCACCUCAGUCAGCUGCAGGGCCCGGCACCCAGCGGGCCCAAACCCAAACACAGUGGCAUCAGCACCGUGGUGUGACCUCCCUCACUGAAAGAGAGCGAGAGCAAAAGAGAGAACGACAGAGAGCUAGAGAGAGAGAGAGAGAAAAUAUUGAAUGAGCAAAAGGAAAGAGUGAGUGAGUGAAUGAACUUAAGGGAGGGACAGUCUCUUCCCCCAAAGGGACAGAGGGUAUACUGUCAGUCGAUGGCCUAUCUACUGUGUUCCACUGCUGUGAUGGAGAUGGACCUCUGGCAGUCCCAUGUAUCCGCUCCCCCCUUCAGCUGCUCACCAAUAUGCUGGAUGGAAACCAGACUCAAUUCUUCCACAAAGGGCCUCAGCUCGAACCUUAGUAAGGGCCUCUGUCUCUGUCAGGGCUUCGGGGAGGUGUUUUGUACGGGGAAACGCUUUCCCCCCUCCUCCCCAUGAACUCACACCAAACCCGGCUGUGACGGCUGAAGAGAACCGUGCAUUCUCUGUAGGCCGCUGUCCACCUCUCCGUUCUUUCAAUAGCCCGUCUUCCCUUCGCGUAAUCAGGAGACAAGACCACCUGGGAUAGGCCUGAGAAAACAUGUCUGACUGUUUUCUCUGUCACAAUGGCAUAUUAUAUUGUAUACAGUCUUUUUAAACAAAGCUAGCUUUUAACACUCUGCUUUCUUGAGGUUUCCAAAACUCUCUUCAUUUUUAAGAAUGCUCUUUGUUCUUGCCUCUCCUAGAGUUCAUGUUGUGUAAAAAGGCUAGGUGUAAUCAUUUCACAAUAACUAGACCAACGGACAGGCUAACAACAGUCUCAAUCGUAGUAGUUCUAGUGUUGUAUUUACUGUAGAUGACAGCUUUACGUGUUGUCUCCUAGCUCUCAUUGAUAAAUGUGCCAAUUACUAAUGCAUAAACGAUUUAGUCUCGACUUCAUGUGCAGUAUAUUGUGCGUAAAGUACCUUGUAAGAUUAUACUUACAACCAUUAUUAUCAUUAGAAAUCAACUGUAUCAGUAUUAUACUGACUCUUUGGGAACAGGAUAGAUGGGAAGGGGGAGUGGAGCCACGUUGUCAGGCAGUCCAAUAACCUACUCUGGAACCUUUUGCCUUUCAACCAGAGCAUUGAGAGACUGGAAUGCAGCUGUGGCACAUGGCCCUCCUAAUGCUGGGCUGUCAUGUAUAAAACCUCAAAGAGUGUCUACUGACCAUAUGUUGUUCCUAUGCUGGGUGGAUGGGUCCCGCUCGGCUCGGUGUAGUACUUCGAUAUGAAGUACGGACGUUUAGUACUGUGAGUACGGGCGUGUAGUAAGGUGGCAGUGGUGGAAGGGUCACAGAACUCGUGUUGAGCUCAUGGCCUUCUUUUGGUCGUAUGCUGGCUUAAGCUCACAGCGUUCCUGACCUCUCAAGACACUUUACGCGAUAGAAGUUGAGGCUCGCGUCAUUUUACUGAUGGACCCGCAGUAAAGCUGACAAAUGUCUCAUGCCUUUUGAAAUAUGAAGCAGCUGCAUUCUUGACUCUUCAAAUCAAAAUACGAUAAUCCUUUAUUUUAUUUUUUUCCUAAUUUACUGUGUCUUUGUUUUCAUCACAAAACCUGAGAAGGUGAGUGACUAGAAUAACCUCUUAGGUAUGUAGUGUGUAGUUUUUUGUUUGUCAUCUGUUGUUAUCAUUAUGUACAGUAUGUGCAAUAUCUUCGUACUGGUUUUGUACAUUCAAACAAAAACAAAAAAAAGUGUCCCUUCUGUUUGUUUUGUGUGUUUCCAUGUUGCAUCGUUAUUUAUUUAGGUUGGACCCCUGUCAUUCUCUCUCAGUGGCUUAAUGUGUGGCUGUUCUCAUGGUUCUCUGAGAAACACGGUCCUGGGAUUUUCGAAUUCAGUGGAAUGUCGAAGUGGUUUUGCAUGUAAUGUUAUUAAUGUGAGGCUAUCCACAGCACAUUGUAUAACAAAUCAGUGUUACCAUAGUCGAUUGAAGUGCAAUCACAUAAAAAAAAAUACAGACUUGUAAGGCCCUUUACAGGUUCAAGUCUGUUAUCAUGUUGUCCUGGAAGAGAUUCAGGUGAAUUAUUAUUAUUUUUUUCAGAUGAUAUACUUAUUUGACGGCAGUGCUUGACUUGGACUUAAAUAGGUUCCGGUACUCAUUUUGGGUGCCAGUACUGUUUCUAUUUAGGUACUGGAGCUCCUCAAUACUUAUGAGAUAAAAUUCUAUAAAGAGGAACAGAACCUCAAGCAGUAGUAUGAAGUGCCGUGUACUCUGCUCCGGUGUCCCAAGUCGAGCACUGGUUGACGGUGAAAAGAAAGAGGAAUGUGUGUAUAUAUUUUAAUAAAGGAAUAUGCUUCCCUCUGGGCAGAACAGAAAUAUUUUGCUGGAUAAGCACAUAUGAAGGAGCGCUUUCAUUUUUCAGGAAAUCCAGAUCUAAUACACAGCAAAGAAAUGCAAAUGAAACAAAGGAACUGGGUUUAUAUGUAAAGAGAAAUAUCUUUCUACAUUCUACGAAAUGAGAGUAUAUUAUCGCGUGUACAUUAAAGUAAAAGUCAACUGUUUGUCCCAAUA